AUGUCGACUGCGGAAUCGGACGAGGUGGCUCUCGAUCGUUGUCUUAAACUUAGUGUCAUGAACUGGAUGCCCUUUAUGAUCAUCGUUGGGUCGUCGCCUCCGUACCGGUUCCUUGGUUCAAUGGUUCACGUGAUGGAUAUCAUUGCCGAGCGGCUUAAUUUGUGCUACGAAUUCGUGAUUCCUGACGACUGGAUGUUUGGGACAAGACUCCCCAAUGGGUCGUGGACGGGCAUCAUGGGGCAGCUGGAGAGAGGGGAGACGGACAUGUCAGGUGUGACAAUGUCCAACGACGCAGCUCGCAACGCCGCAGUAGACUUCAGCGAACCUCUUUACAUGGACACGCAGGUCCUCUCUUACAAACGCCCGGUUUUGGAAGCAGAUAUCGCCGGAUUCAUCAAGCCGUAUGAUGCUUUGAUGUGGAUCCUGCUGGCGGCCUCCAUGCUUGUCGUUCUCGUGGCCUUCUUCUGUGUCCAUUUGAGAGAGAAUUCGUUGUCGUUCAAGCGCAACAACAAGGACAAAAAACAAACUCCUGAGCUGGACACCGAGAGAAAAGUCCUUCAGGAGCAGAAGUGGGAGUCUGUGUGGUAUUCAUUCCAGUGGACAAUAGGCUCCACGCUGGCCCAGUCUAUCCCCUGGAUGCCCCGAGGAAACGCAGUCAGGGUAAUCGCCGGCCUGUGGCUCUUCUCCGCGCUCAUCAUCGCUUCCGUGUACCGCUCGAACCUCAAGGCCAUGUUAAUUCUUCCCAAACUGAAGCUGCCUUUUGAUAGCAUGGAGGAGCUGGUGGAGACCGACAUCCCUUGUAAUGUGCCGAAGGGGAGCAUGCUGUACCAGGCGGUUUUGUACGCGCCCCCAGGAUCUCUCCUCGCCCGCCUGAAGGAUAAGCUGAUCGACACCAUUGAUAAAGAUAAGGCAAUAAAGGACCUGCUGUCAGGAGUCAAUGCCAUCUUCAUGGGCAAAAUCAUCAUUGAGUUCGUGGUGCAUCAAACCUUUUCGCAGACAAGGACCUGCCCGCUGUACAUCGCUCCCCAGACCUUCUUCGGAGCAACUAGCCUGAGCAUCGGUUUCAAGAAGGGAUCGCCACUGAAAGCCAAAGUGGAUCCUGUCCAAUUAUACCACCGUGCUCAGGAUAAAUCCAUCACAAGCAACCAUCUCUCCACGAUGCAUGUCAAUUAUGACACAUCAUUCAGAAUGUUGUGUCAGUUAACCAAUUUUACAAGCUGCAUGACAAUUAUCCUGUGUUGUGGUGGUAGUAAAUAUAUUAGUGGUUGCAGUAAUGGUACCAGUGGUGGUCGUAGCAAUGGCAGUAGUGGAAUUGAAAUUGCAACAGUGGUGAUAGUAGUUGCAUUAAUGGUGUCAGUGAUAAUGGUCGUAGUGGUGGUUAGUACUAAUAGCAGUUGUGGUAGUAGUGAUGGUGAUUAA
This is a messenger RNA of Penaeus chinensis, 1419 nucleotides long. Its product is annotated as glutamate receptor ionotropic, kainate glr-3-like. Gene Ontology annotation, molecular function: glutamate-gated receptor activity. Gene Ontology annotation, cellular component: membrane. The record is from RefSeq and is a predicted model, not a curated record. The coding region runs from base 1 to 1419 and encodes 472 amino acids. The transcript has 11 exons. NCBI's taxonomy places the organism in Eukaryota, Metazoa, Arthropoda, Malacostraca, Decapoda, Penaeidae.